Molecule: messenger RNA, 3398 nt
Organism: Loa loa (African eye worm)
Lineage: Eukaryota; Metazoa; Nematoda; Chromadorea; Rhabditida; Onchocercidae
Exons: 10
Coding region: 43-3225 (1060 amino acids)
Source: RefSeq, a predicted model, not a curated record
UCACAGUCUUAUGUAAAAACACUGUUGAUAAAAGAUAAGAUUAUGAUUGUGAAAGAAUCAAUUAUCGAUGAUUUUUCCUUGCUGAUGUUCAAAAAUUUAGAUGAUUUACAGGUUUUUCAGGACGAGCUAAAAGCUGUCAAAGCAAAAGAAGAGGCGGAAGAGAAACGGCGUAGGUAUGAGGAAAAUGUACGGUUAGGCUUAAUUAAGAAGAAAGGCCGUAAAAGUAAGGCCCAAUUAGAGAAAGAACGAAAACUGGAGAGGAGACGUUUACGACGAGAGAAGAAGGAGCAACGACGACGUGAUCGUAGGGAACGUCGAGAACGUGAAGCACGUGAAGGGACAAGUAUUGAUAGCGAAGAACAACGACUGCGUAAAGAGAGAAAACGUGAGCGAAAAGAACGGCGUGAACGUGAAAUGCGUGAGCGUGAAUUAGCUGGUGAUGAGAAAUUGGAUAAAAAGGAGCGAAAACGGAAAUUGAAAGAUCCAAAUGCGGCAAGGAAAACAUCUCGACAAUCGCGUUAUUCACGAUCAUUAGGACGAAUUGAGACUAUUCCAAGUGAAACAGCAGCAACAACAACAACAACGACAACAAUACAGAUCGACGGAAACGAUCGAACAACAAUAACCUGGAUGAAUGAUACUGGUAUUUCGGUGUGUUCUGCAAAUGUUGCAACUAUUGGUAAUCAAAAUAAUGCAUUAAGUAAUAUGCUUAAACGAUCAUCUGAUCUACUUAUCGAUAGUGUUGGAUAUGAGAAACGGGUGAAAUUGGAAUCGAAACAUCAAGAAGAUCAUAAAAAUGGUAUAAUUGGUAUAGCAACAAAGACAGAUAUAUCAGCAAUUAUGAGUGGAUCACCGCCACGUAGUGGUACAACUGGUGUAACACGUGUAAACACUAUAGUGACGAAAGUUGAUAUGUCAAAUGCUGGUGAUAAUCUUGGACAGACGGCAUGGAAUGGACAGUUACCACGUACAGUUGAUGCGCGUGAUCCUGUAUCAUCAGCUUCUGUUGAAACAACACAUCCAGUGGAUCCAGGACACGAUGUACCGUCAACAUCAGUGGUUGCAGGUCGUCAACAACAGCAACAAACGGGUGUCACCGCUGCACCACCAAUAAAUCUACCGAAUUUGUCGUCCGUGAAUUCGUUAAGUGCUGAACCACCUGGACUCUCGAUUGGUGUUCUUGCCCCAGCCGGACGGAAUGAGCUAUCAUCAGCUGUUGCAAGUGCCACUGCUGGUACCACCAACACGGAUAAUCGUGGAGCAACCGGUCCGCCAUCAGCACCGCCACCACCUCCCACUGCAUCUUUACUUGAUCCAUUUCGACAAGCAUUUUUUGGUGGCACCAAUCUUGCUGCAUUAAAUGCUGCUGCGGCUGCUGCUGCUGGUGGUGGUAAUGGAGCUACCAUUGGUGGUGCCGAUUUUGGUAAUUUAUUUUUCCCUGGUGCACCACCAAAUGCUGCAGCUGCAGCUGCAUUUCCAUUUCUUGCUGCACAAAUUCUACAGCAACAACAAACACAACAGUCCAUGUCACUUGCUCAAGGCACGGUACCUCCAACAACUCUUUCGGCAGCAGUGCAACCGUCAACCUCAUGUGCAUCAUCAAUGAGUUGUAUCCAAUUUCCACCUGGUACUGCGCUUGGUUCACAACUUGCCAAUGCUGCACUGUUAGGGCGAACUUUGCCAACGGCUGGUACUCAACCAUUACCUAUAAAAACUAAACAAGGACGAUGGUGUGCGAUGCAUAUUAAAAUAGCAUAUGAAAUAUUAUCGAAGAAAGAGCGCCGUUCAACACCACAACCAUCAGUUGUUGCAGCUGCAACUGCAGCUGUAUCGCAAAGUUCAUCGUCAUCUUCAGUAGCACCAUCAUCACAAAACAGUAGUAAUGCACCUACGAUAAGAACAGGUGGUGGUGUAACGGCUCCAUUUUGUCCACCUUCUACUUCAAAUGCUAAUAUAGCAAGUUUGGGUACUGGACUACCAACAUCAUUUCCUGCGUUAGCUCAGUCUGGUGCUUUAUCGUCACCAUUUACUCUACCGUUCCAGCAACUCUCUGAUCCUAGUAAAUUGGCUCGUCAAAGCUCAACGCCGAAGCAGCCGCAAGGUCGUUCGACGACAACAAUAAAUCGUAGUCCAACAACUUCUGCAUUACAUCUACAACUUGGUGGUGGCAAUACCGGUAGUGGUGCCGGUAGCUUGAUGGCACCAUCGAUGGCGGUAGCUGCGGCUGCAGCAGCUGCAGCCGGCGGUACUAUGCCUUCGCUUCAAGGAUCUCUUCCAAGUGCCCUACCCGGUGUUCUUGGUUCAUCGUUACCUCUGGCGCCGAAUUUACCAGGUGCUACCGCUUCUCUUACCAAUGGUACUAGUGAAGCAGCCGCUCAAGCAGCUAUGUUUGCUGCACUACAAAAUGCACAACAAAAUGCAGCAACAGCUCUUCCAAACGGUUCUCUUCCUUCCGCGCCGUAUCUGUUAUCAUCUGCUGCAGCCGCAUCUGCUCAACCACAUCCACUUUCAGCGGUCACUUCACAGGCACAAUCCGUUUAUUCGUCUCAGCGAUUAUUCGAUCCCAAUAUGGCUGCUGUAUUGCAACAGAUGCAAUCGUUGGAAGCAUUACGACAAUCGGCCGCCGCUGCGCAAAUGAGUUCUAAUGCUGCAGCUGCAACAGGAGCACAUGUUCCGGUUAGUGGUGCGCCCCAACCACCACCACCUCCACCGUCAUCUCUCGAUUUGGUCCGGAUGCAAAUGGAGCAGCAAAUGAUGGAUCGUUAUAUGGUGGCUUUGAGCAAUGCAUCAGGUAUAGGUAGCAAUACAUCGAUGACACCAACUUCGAAUCUUGAGCUCAUGCGACAACAACUUUUUGCUGCACAAAUGCGUCAGCAACAAUCUCAACCAUCAUUGGAAGCAUUGCUUGAAAUGCAACGUCAACAGCAUCAACAACAACAACAGCAACUUUACAAUGCUUCGCGUGGUCUCCCAUCAACGUACACUUUGACUGGUGCUACACCUCCAGGUGGAAUUCCUGGACCGGCUACGGCAGCAGCAGGAUUACCGCAAAGUCUUGGUGCGGCAGCUGGUCUUUUCAAUUCUAAUCUGAUGUCACUUGGGAACGCAGCCGCUGCAGCUAAUUUGCAGCAAGCAUUAUACAGUGGCAAGAAUCCGUACUCCAAUACGUUGGAACACCUGGCUCGACAGAAGCGCGAGGAAGAUAUCAUGCAGUCGGGAAGGUAGCCCAAUAGGGGACUUAAGGAGAAAAGGCUGACUGAUUUUUCGUUGAAAGUGUGAUAGCUAUGGAAAAGCAGAUCGAGUUCAUAUCAGAUUUAGGAUGGAGAGGACAGUGAUAUAAUCCGUUUUUCUGGGCUGAGGUAUAAGCGGUAUAUUACCUGGAUGUAAGUCACUCUGGA